AGUUAAAGCCGUCGAGCGUCCCUUAUGCAUUUUCAAGGAUGUCAUUUUCGGUUGGGGCGCAUUCUUACAGAACCAUGCAGCUAAGUUGAUGAAGCCCCCAGCUAAGUGGCGGUGUAGUGCCAGCAUCAGAGGUCUGACCAAGGUGCAUUCAUUAAAGAAACAGCACCUUGGUGCUAAAGCAUGUUGGCUUUUAAUGAUAAAAUAGCACUUUCCGCUAAUUAUUUCCUCAGAGCUGCUGAGUASAGCACAGUAGCUCUUACAUUCAGCUGUGGAAGCCUGCCAGCACUGUUGAGCAACCAUUUAUCUUGUGGAGUGCCCAGUUUCCAGGACUGUGUCCGUGCCUGCACGCGAGCGAGCCCCUAAGAACUGCCUUUGUAUCCGUUGUUGCUCACUUCAAUAGUAUCGUUAACGACAAAGGAUUUGAACAAGACAUCUGACCUCGGAUCUGUUCUUAGUGGGGAUAACCUUCUCCCACUCUAAAGGUAAAAGAACUGUGUUGACUGUGUGGUCAUAAGURUAUCGACACUGGAGUACUCCAAGGAAACUCCCAAAUGUAACUUGGUGCAAUGGAAUGGGAAUAGUUGCCUCUCUCCCAUGUGAUGUGUAGYCUACGUCUUGGUCUCUGUUAUGCCAUAAUCUCUGGCCAAUCCUUCUUUCCGUCCUCCCAGUCUGAGGGCAGCAGUGUGUURUACCCUCAGUAACAUAGAUUCCUAAAAUGGUGGGGACGUUCUUUCUGCUCUGUGUCGGAUCCUGUCUCCUGCUGCUGGUUGUGCUGAGGCCUCGGAGGCCCAGGAACUUCCCGCCAGGACCACCGCCCGUUCCCAUAUUUGGGAACGUUCUGCAGCUGAGCAUGAAGAAUCCUAUGGCUGGCUUGGAUAAGCUGUCCGUAGAGUAUGGGGAGGUGUACAGCCUGUUCCUGGGCUGGAGGCCUGCCGUGGUGCUCCAUGGUCUACAGGCGGUACGGGAGGCACUUGUGACUAAAUCCCUGGACUUCGCUGGACGACCACAGGGCAUGAUGAUCAACCACGUUACAGAGGACAAAGGUCUGAUCAUGGGUAACUACGGGGCGGUGUGGAAGGAGCACCGGCGCUUUGCUCUGACCACCAUGAAGAACUUUGGUCUGGGGAARAGAUCCAUGGAGGAGAGGAUCCUGGAGGAGACGGAUCACGUCUGCACUCGGCUGGAAGAGAAUGCAGGUAAAUCCUUGGACCCUGUGACUCUGGUCCACAGCGCUGCGUCCAACAUCAUCUGCUCGGUCCUGUUUGGUCAUCGCUAUGACUACCAGGACCCAGUCCUCUCCUUCAUCAUCAACAGCUUCAAGGAGAACGCUCAGAUUGCUAACGGGCCCUGGGCUGCUGUCUAUGACACCUUCCCACUGCUGCGGCGGCUGCCUCUCCCCUUCCAGAGAGUGUUUGACAACUACAGAGCUCUGAAGAAACACACCGUGGAAAUAGUGGAGCAGCACAAACACACACGUGCGCCGGGGGAGCCGCGAGACGUCGUAGACUGCUAUCUGGAUGAGAUGGACAAGAGAGGUCCAGAGGGGUGUGUGCUGGAAGAGGAGAGGUUGGUGAUGUUACUACUGGACCUCCAUUUCGCUGGGACUGACACUAGCUCCAAUUCCAUACUCACGGCGCUGCUCUACCUAGCUACACACACACACAUACAGGCCCAAUGUCAGACAGAGAUUGACGGUGUUCUGGGGGGGAAGGAGAGAGUGUCGUUUGAGGACAGACACAGGAUGCCCUAUGUGAUGGCCACUAUCCAUGAGACCCAGCGUCUAGCCAAYAUCGCACCGCUAGGGGUGUUUCAUGCUACCAUCAGACCCACCAAGCUCAUGGGCUAUGACAUACCAGAGGGGACUCUGGUUAUCACCAACCUCACCUCUGUGCUCUUCGAGAGCAGCCAAUGGGAGCGUCCAAAUGACUUUAACCCUGCCCACUUCCUGAAUGAUGACGGGCAGUUUGUGAAACCAGAAGCCUUUCUGGUGUUCUCGGCAGGUCCUCGUGUGUGUCUCGGGGAGCUGCUGGCACGUAUGGAACUCUUCCUCAUCCUGGUCACUCUGCUGCAGCGAUUCCGCUUCCUGUGGCCAGAGGAUGCUGGGAACCCUGACCUUUCACCUGUGUUUGGGGGGAUCCAGUCACCCAAACCCUACAGGGUAUCAGUCAGACUGAGAGGAAACCAGGGAGCCUGAUGGAACCAGUUGGAGCCAGUGUUACUUUUAAAUAUGUCCCCACAUUAUUAUGGAGUAUGGAGGGGCUCCCGAGUGGCGCAGCGGUCUAAGGGACUGCAUCUCAGUGCUAGAGGUGUCACUUCUG
Messenger RNA from Salvelinus sp. IW2-2015, 2318 nucleotides. Its product is annotated as cytochrome P450 2D15-like. Gene Ontology annotation, molecular function: oxidoreductase activity, acting on paired donors, with incorporation or reduction of molecular oxygen, reduced flavin or flavoprotein as one donor, and incorporation of one atom of oxygen; iron ion binding; heme binding. Lineage: Eukaryota; Metazoa; Chordata; Actinopteri; Salmoniformes; Salmonidae. The record is from RefSeq and is a predicted model, not a curated record. Gene Ontology annotation, biological process: xenobiotic metabolic process. Gene Ontology annotation, cellular component: cytoplasm; intracellular membrane-bounded organelle.